GCUAGCUCAGGGGUUCGCGGCGGGGCGCGCUGCUUGCCUGGUCUGGCGGGCGCGGGACUGGACGGAAGAUGUUGGGACUGUCGCUGCUGGUGGGCUUCAGCACCGGGUUGCUCGCCUAUUACUGGGCUCGUGUCCCCAAGCGCCCCCUGCUGGUGGCUUGUCAGCCAUUCCGUUCCUUCCUGGAGAAGCACUGUCCUAUAGUGGAUGAGACGUUCUACCCCACACCGUGGUGUUUUGAUGGCCGGCUCCAGACCAUUGUCCGUGUCUUCCUCAAAUCGCGCCCACCUGUCCACUACCGCAGUGAGGUGCUGCGAACUAAAGAUGGAGGGCAGCUGUUACUGGACUGGGCCGACGAUGAAGACAGGGAUACAGGGCGCCCUGACCCAGAGAGCUGUCCCAUUGUCUUACUCCUGCCAGGGCUGACAGGAAACAGUGAAGAGACCUACAUUCUGCACAUGGUGCGCACUGCCCGACAACAGGGCUACAGGGCAGUCGUGUUCAAUAACAGAGGUUGCAAAGGAGAGGAAUUGCUGACCUACCGGGCUUUCUGUGCCAACAACACUGAGGACUUGGAGCUGGUGGUGGCCCACAUCAAGAGCCAGUUCCCUCGGGCACCGCUGAUGGCAGUUGGCAUUUCACUGGGCGGGAUUCUGGUGCUCAACUACCUGGGGCGGAAAGGCCGUGAGGCUGGGCUGGUGGCUGCUAUGACCUUCUCUGUGACCUGGGAUUCCUUUGAGACCACCCACUCGCUUGAGAGGCCCCUCAACCUGGUGCUCUUCAACCAGAGGCUCACAGCCAACUUGCGGCAGCUCAUCCAACGGCACAGAAAGGUGAUUGCUGAGAAACUGGAUGUGGAUCAUGUGCUGAAGGCUCGUAGCAUUCGUGAGUUCGAUGAGCGCUACACAGCCGUGGCCUUUGGUUACAACUCAUGCGAGGAGUACUACCAAGCAGCCAGCCCGUGUCACAAAGUGCACCGCUUCCACGUGCCAGUGUUGUGCCUUAAUGCCUCCGAUGACCCCUUCUCCCCUCAGCAUGCUAUUCCUCUAGAUGCUGCUCAGUGCGUGCCCACAUUGGCCUUGUUGGUGACAUCCCACGGUGGCCAUAUAGGCUUCCUGGAGGGCCUCUUUCCACGCCAUGAGAGUUACAUGGACCGUGUCUUUGCCCAGUUUGUGGCCGCUGUCUUUGAGCACCAGGAAGAACUGCAGGCUGCAGUGGCAGCCGAGGGAGGCAAAGAACUUGAACGAGACCAGAGUCCUCCACUGCUGGAUCAGUGAGAAGACACCACUGAAGACUGGGCCAGGAGACUCCAAGCCCAUCUUGCCCACCUGUGGCUUUGAUCCUACACCCCCUCCCAGGUGGAAGGCUUGAAUUUACCUCUAGAGAGAUGGACAGUUCACAGCCAAGACGCAUGCCACCAUGCUACUAACCCAUCUGUCCUUGUUUCCCAGAAUGAUUUGUCUUACAUGAAAGGCUGUGCCUUGAAAGGGUGUCCCAGUCCAUCCUCACCAGCAUCAGCUGCUGGCACCAGAGACUUCAUGCAUUUGGGGAGGAAACAGUGCGAUGCUGAGUUGAAUACAGAGCUAUUUUUUCAGUGCCAUAGAGUUAUAUAGUUUUUCACUUCUGAAUAUGAAGGAAGCUGUAGGCAUCAGGACUACAGUGGCAUCAUUGCACCAAGGAGGGUUGUUCCUUUUUCAUUAAACUUUCCUUCUC
This is a messenger RNA of Gekko japonicus, 1710 nucleotides long. RefSeq names its product abhydrolase domain containing 1 (gene ABHD1). Bases 69 to 1274 code for a protein of 401 amino acids. The transcript is spliced from 9 exons. Gene Ontology annotation, biological process: medium-chain fatty acid biosynthetic process; medium-chain fatty acid catabolic process. The record is from RefSeq and is a predicted model, not a curated record. Gene Ontology annotation, molecular function: acetylesterase activity; monoacylglycerol lipase activity. NCBI's taxonomy places the organism in Eukaryota, Metazoa, Chordata, Lepidosauria, Squamata, Gekkonidae.